Molecule: messenger RNA, 2659 nt
Organism: Ectocarpus sp. CCAP 1310/34
Lineage: Eukaryota; Phaeophyceae; Ectocarpales; Ectocarpaceae
Source: the annotation of a GenBank genome assembly
AUGAGGACGCUCCUCGCGGACGGUAAGAGUCUGUUCGACCUCGACGCAAGGGGAGACUCGCAGGCGAUGCUCGAGGCGCGGGAGGACGAGCACCCGGUGAUCGAGGUGCUCAGGAAAAGGGUCAAGGCGGGAACGAAGCCUGGGUCUCACGGGGACGGGCUAAAGGUCGGGCUGGCCAUCGAGGGCGGGGGUAUGCGGGGCUGCGUGUCGGCCGGCAUGAUCGCCGCGGUGUCGACGCUGGGACUCAUGGACACGUUCGAUGCCGUGUACGGGUCGUCGGCGGGGAGCCUGGUCGGGGCGUACGCGAUCGCGGGGCAGGAAGGGAUGCCGCGGCUGGGUUGCAGCGUGUACUACGACACUCUCACCGGGACUGGGCGUCAUUUCAUCGACACAAGACAAAUAUUUCGUUCGAUGGGCCUCGGGCUGUUCGGCACGGUGGUGACGAGGUGGAGAGGGAUCAAGGAGCUAGUCAGACAGAAAUGGGGAUCACCGGUGCUGAACCUGAACUACUUGCUGCACGACGUGGUGGAGAAGCAGCGACCGUUAGACUGGGAGAAGUUCUGGAAGAAGCAGCCGACGCAGCCUUUGCACGUGAUUGCUAGCGGCGUGAUCUCUAAGAAGGCUGUCGUCAUGACCAGCAAGGGAGGGCACUUCGGCACGCUCAGGGAGCUCACGGAGUGCAUGCGAGCGUCCAUGCUUCUGCCGGGCAUCACCGGGCCCAUGGUCACGCUGCCCAACGUCGACGAGCCGCUGGUAGACAGCCAGCUGUACGAGCAGAUCCCGUUCCAGACCGCUCUCGACGACGGGUGCACGCACGUCUUGGUUAUGCGAUCACGGCCGGACGGCGGGAACCUGUUGGGCAAGCCGAAGAUCGUGGAGCGCCUGAUCGCCCGCAGGUUCUUCAAGCGUAAGAGCAAGGACCCGGACUCGUACGAGUUCCUCAAGACCAGCGGCCACAAGAAGCUCUACGCGGAGUCGGUGCUUACGCUCAACGAGGCAGCCGCCGCGAAGAGCGGGGACGCAGGACCGUUCCUGAUGCCCAUGUGUCUACCGGCGCCGGAGCCCGAGGUGGGCCGGUUGGAGCGAGAUCGAGCGAAAAUCUUGGAAGGGGUGCGGAAAGGGUACCACCACGCGCACUUGCUGCUGCGACGGACGGCGCCGGAGCACCCCACCGCGACCAUGGAUGGCCGGCAAGCGGCGCUCACGGCGUUUCCGGAUUCCAUUCUCUCCGAGGAGAUGGACCCUGUCGUGAGAGAGAUUCUCCAACGCUCGACGGCGGCGGCGGCGAGCAAGGAGGGGUUACGGCAGCAGCAGCAGCAGCAGCAGCAGCAGCAGCCCCUCUCGAGUUAGGACCGUGCUGCAGUAGGCAGGGCUCGUCGUUUCGGCGGGCGGCCUCCGAAUAAAUCCCGUAGAUUUUUAGUAUCUAGCAGCACACAUCAUUUAGUUUUUUCUCCCUCUCGUCUUGGCUCUCGUAUGUUUUGAAGUAGUAGUCGAAGGUGUGUUGUUUGUUUAGCAAGGGGCAAUGUUAGGUAUUUGUGGUUCUCUUGGGGUGACGUUAGCGGGGUUCAUUUUGGGCGGGGCGCUUCUGUCGCGUAGUCAGCUGUGCCUUGCUCGGACGGAAUAGGGAGAGAGGCGUGCUGCCUUGUUGGUUGCGCGCCGAAGUUUGACAUUCGCCGUGCGUCAGUUCUUGUCGUCGAGCACGCAAUUUUCACGCGUCCGUGUGUGCUGCUGAACCCGGAUGCAGCAGCGGUUAGUCAGGCAGUCGAGUCGAUUGCUUUCGUUGACCAGAAGCUAGUCCAACAACCAGCGCAAGAUGAUGGUUGAAGCGCGCCCUGCAGCGUUGGUGGUGGUGCCUCGACCCUGAAAGCUCCAAGAGGCGUCCUGCUAUUGCUGCUGCCGCUGUAGUCCAGCCAGCCUACAGCGGAUGCUUCGGCACUGUUUAGAGUGUAUUGCGUCUGCCUGGGUACGGAUGCACCUUGGGGAGGAACGCUACAAUAGGAUGCUAUGCGCGUCUGCGUGGGCUUGGGGGAACAGCGGCUCCUAGAGGGUCGGAGACGUCGGUGGUGUGUAUCGUUUUUCUUAUUUAAGUCCACGCACCGAAUUUUAUUGUUUUCGACGACUUUCUUCGAUCAAAUACUGUUAUGUGGGCCUCUAACUUUACCCCUCGUCCAACACGUCGAACGCAGCGGAGGAUUCAAGUACGAGUGCUCGCAAAUUUGUGUCGAGGAGGUGAACGUACGCUUGUGGGGGUUCCGUAGAAGGCGGUAGUUAUGGCAUGGAGCCGCGCACGAACCCCUAAACUGCAUCCAGUCUCUCGGGGAGUGAGUGCAACAAGCACGGAACAUAUGGAACAGUCGGUUGGGGUUAACCCUGCAGUGCGGCUUGUUUCACAGCAGCAGCGGGGCUGACCUCUGCGGUAAGUGCCGCACCGCAAAACUCAGCAGGAACAGCCCUUUGUUCGUAGGAAGGGGUUGUUUGUGUCAUGGUUGGUACACCGCAGUAACGUCAGCGGUGGGUAGAUAGAUGGAGCGCACGCAAAAAAAUAGAGUUUCUGAGUUGGCGUUUUUCUUGGGGGUAUUGAGUGAUGUGAUAGGACUCGCCCACGCUCCUGAAUUUUGCAUGAGUCAUUGUCGCACUCUCGAUGUGGACGACGUAGCCA